Molecule: messenger RNA, 861 nt
Organism: Trichoderma aggressivum f. europaeum
Lineage: Eukaryota; Fungi; Ascomycota; Sordariomycetes; Hypocreales; Hypocreaceae
Exons: 1
Coding region: 1-861 (286 amino acids)
Source: RefSeq, a predicted model, not a curated record
AUGGCAUCCACCGAACCCGAGACUUCGUCUGUGAAAGUCACCAGGUCUGACGACGGCAUCACCAUCAUCGCCAUUAACAGACAUCAUCGCAGGAAUGCUGUUGACGGCCCUACCGCGCGAAAGCUGCACGAAGCCUUUCUAGCCUUUGAAGACGAUGCUAGCCAAAAAGUCUGCGUCUUUCACGGCGACCACGGCUACUUUUGCGCGGGCUUCGAUCUACACGAAGUAGCCAAGUGGAACGGCCCCGGAGACAACGAGUACCUUGGCCCGAUUGUCGACGCUUCCCAUACCGUGACGGGCGGUCGACAGAUCGGCCCUAUCGGCCCCUCAAGACUCCAGAUCAAGAAGCCCGUCAUCUGUGCUGUUGCGGGGUACGCCGUUGCUGGAGGCAUGGAGCUUUCUCUUAUUGGGGAUAUCCGCGUUGUUGAAGAGGAUGCCGUCUUUGGCAUCUUUUGUCGGCGCUUCGGCGUGCCGCUCGUCGAUGGCGGAACGGUCCGGCUUCAGGCCAUUAUUGGCCUCGGUCGAGCCCUGGAUCUUAUUCUCACUGGUAGACCUGUUGGAGCGCAGGAGGCUCUUCAGAUGGGUCUCGCAAACCGAGUUGUCCCCAAGGGCCAGUCUCUUGAGGAAGCUACAAAGAUUGCGAAGCAGCUAUUGGGAUUCCCUCAGCUUUGCAUGAACGUCGAUCGAGCAAACUGCUACUAUUCGGCUUACAACGCGACGUCUUUCGAGGAUGCGCUGCGAAAUGAGUUUGUGAAUGGGGCUCCAGUAAUCACGAAGGAGAGUGUCAAGGGAGCCGCUCAGUUUAGCGCUGGGGCUGGACGGCAUGGUGUUUUCAAAAACGCAGACAACUCAAAUCUUUAA